AUGAUUUGCUUCAUCAAAAAGUAUAUCAGCGACAGCACUCUGGCACAGCCUCCUUUAUUGGUGAUGACCCAUGGUCGAUCUUCAACCUUUAACCUGGUCCCAGAUCUAAAGCGUGGAAACAACCACACCGCAGCACUGCGAACACGGUGGAAAGAAUUGAGUCGGGCUGUGGCACUCUAUUAUGGGGAGAAGUACCAAAAGAGUGUGCAGUAUCUGGAUCAAUUGGCCGAAAACCAAUUUUGGGCUGAUGCUGAAUUGAAGCCAUUGCCAUGGCACUCCCAGCCCCCAACUGAUCGACAGGCUGAGCCACCAAUGGUGAUGCAUCCAGCUGUAUUGAACUCCUUGGCAAUGCCACUAAGGGCAGUGUUCGGCGGAAACAGGCACAUCUAG
Durusdinium trenchii is the source of this 390-nucleotide messenger RNA. Lineage: Eukaryota; Dinophyceae; Suessiales; Symbiodiniaceae. The record is from the annotation of a GenBank genome assembly.